AUGAACGUCGAGGGCGCGUUUCAGCACGUCUUGGCCGACCUGAUGGGUUCCGUCGGCGUGAUCAUCUCCGCGAUACUCAUCAUGGCGUUCGACUGGACUCUUGCCGACCCGAUCCUGAGCGUCCUUAUCGCCCUGCUCAUCCUGUGGAGCAGCCGUAAACUGAUGUUUACGGUAACGAACGUGCUGCUCGAAGGGACUCCCCAGCACAUCGACGCCUAUAAGCUCUGCAAUGACAUUGAAGACGAAGAAAUUGUGCGUCACGUGCUGGGCAAGGACCACUGCCUGGUGCUCAUGCCGACGGGCGGCGGCAAGUCGCUGUGCUACCAGCUGCCCGCUCUGUGCCUCGACGGGCUGACGCUCGUGGUCUCGCCGCUCAUCGCGCUCAUGAAGGACCAGCAGCCUGCCAGCUCGGAGAUCGGCAGCAUCCACACCGCCGCGCUCAUGGGGCGAAUCAAAAUACUCUAUGUCGCGCCCGAGCGCCUGACGGUGCCCGGCUUCGUGUCGUUCCUCGACUCCGUAUCGGUCAGCCUCAUCGCCAUCGACGAGGCGCCACUGCAUCUCCGAGUGGGGGCACGACUUCCGGCCCGACUACCGAAACCUCAAGGCCCUCCGCGCUCGCUUCCCCGACGUGCCCUGCAUCGCCCUCACGGCGACGGCACCGAGCGCGUCCGGGAAGACAUCAUCUCCCAACUCGACAUCCCCGGCGGCGAGACGUUCCUUUCCAGCUUCAACCGCAAGAAUCUGACCUACACCGUCCUCCCGAAGCGCGACCGGUUCGGCGAGCUGCUCAAGCUGCUCAGCAAACACAAGGGCGAGUCGGCGAUCAUCUACUGCUUCUCGCGUAAGGGCACAGAGGAAUUGGUCGCCGACCUGGCAGACGAGGGGCUCAACGCGCUGCCGUAUCACGCCGGACUAGACCCGCGACCCGACGCGCGAACCAGGAGAGGGCAGGGGCGCGACGGCCUGCCGAGCGACUGCGUGCUCUUCUACUCGCCGGGCGACAGAUCGAAGCAAGAGUAUUGGAUCGGUCAGAUGGAGGACGAAGAAGAGCAGGGCCGCGCUCGGCGGAAGCUCGACGGUAUGGUCGAUUACUCCGAGUUGACCCGAUGCCGGCGGGCUUAUCUGCUGCUCUACUUCGGUGAGGAGUUGGAGGACGGCAAGUGCGGGGGAUGCGAUGUCUGCCUUGCCGAUAUGGAGGAAUUCGACGCUACGAUUAUCACGCAGAAGAUACUCUCUGCCGUAAUUCGCACUGAAGAGCGGUUUGGCGUGAGUUACGUAGCGGACGUUCUACGCGGAUCCCGCGCCAAGAGAGUCAUCGAAACAGGUCACGAUAAGCUCUCGGUUUACGGGAUUGCCCGCGAUUUCUCCAAAGACGAGAUCACGAGCAUCUCGCGACAGCUAGUGGAUGAAGGGCUGCUCGCCAAGGAGAAAGGGGAAUAUCCGACGCUCUCCGUCACGGCGUCCGGCCGUGAGUUUCUCCAAAGCCGCGCGACCCUGCGGCUCACCAGAAAGAAAGAAAGCGCCCCCGAACGAAAGAGGUCGGCCGAUUCCCACCUAGACUACGACCGAGGACUCUUUGAGCUGCUCCGAAACGUCCGACGGGAGCUCGCGGAAGAGCGGAGCGUCCCGCCAUACGUCGUGUUCGGGGACGCAUCGCUCAUGCAGAUGGCCUACUUCCUGCCACAAAGCGGGGAGAGCUUCUCCCGCAUCACAGGCGUUGGCGCGACCAAGCUCGAAGAGCAUGGCGAGAUCUUCGUGAAACACAUCCGUGAGUACGCCGAGCAGCACGGCCUCCAAGAGAGGGAACGCACAUCUGAACCACGCAAGUCACGCUCCGUCCGCAGGCCCGGCUCGACCUACGCGAAGACGCUGGGACUGCUCCGGCAAGGGCUGACUUUAAACGAGAUCGCCACCCAACGCGGCCUCAGCCCUGGUACGGUUAUCGGCCACCUCGAACGGCUGGCCGCUCACGGCGAGCGGAUCGACGUGAGCCGCCAACUGGAACCUGAGCGCUUCGACAGCAUUAGACAGGAGAUCGAGCGCUCCGAGACAUCGUGGCUGUCGGAGAUUAGGGACGCCCUAGGCGACGGGGUACUCCUACGACGAGAUCCGGCUGGUGCGCCUGCACCUUCAGCGCAGUCCCAACAGUUCCAGAGAGUCGCGCUCGAUGAUCGACUCCAGCUCGUCUUCAGGCAACUCCGGCAGGUGAUACUUCCGGGCGUAGUCGUUCAGGCCUCGCAGAAAGCCGAUGGUCUCGGCCGGUGUUGUCACCGGGAAGUCGCUGGCGAACAGGAGCUUGUGGAGCAUCCCCCACUCGCACGCCUGCAUGAAGGCGUGGUACGCCUGCCACGGGCGGAUCAGCGCUCCCGACACGUCCGCGUAGACGUUCGGGUGCUUGCGAAUGAUGUUCACGCAGUCGACGUGCCACGGGUGCGCCAUGUGCGCCAUGACGACCUUGAGGUCGCGAAACUCCGCGGCGAUCUCGUCCAUAACCAUCGGGUGCGCGUACCGUAG
Geodia barretti is the source of this 2514-nucleotide messenger RNA. The record is from the annotation of a GenBank genome assembly. Lineage: Eukaryota; Metazoa; Porifera; Demospongiae; Tetractinellida; Geodiidae.